Mya arenaria is the source of this 3033-nucleotide messenger RNA. Its product is annotated as arylsulfatase J-like. The record is from RefSeq and is a predicted model, not a curated record. The coding region runs from base 79 to 1899 and encodes 606 amino acids. NCBI's taxonomy places the organism in Eukaryota, Metazoa, Mollusca, Bivalvia, Myida, Myidae. The transcript is spliced from 9 exons.
CUUUGUUUCAUUUUUGCCACUGAUCACAUGAUUUGGUUUUGUUUAUUUUGACGUUUUUAGAAUGCACAAAUAGCUGUUAUGAUGAACCCAUGUGUGUGGUUGCUCCUGAUCUGUUGCGGCUUCGCAAGGUCAGCUGAGAGACCUAACAUCAUCGUCAUUGUAGCAGAUGAUCUGGGUUGGAAUGAUGUGAGCUUCCAUGGCUCGAACCAAAUCCCGACCCCGAACAUUGACAAACUGGCAUAUGAGGGGAUCAUUCUGAACAACUACUAUGUGUCCCCCAUCUGUACCCCUACUAGAGGGGCCCUCAUGUCUGGCAGGCACCCCAUACAUACUGGUCUUCAACAUAGUGUGAUCUUUGCCUCGCAGCGUUAUGGCCUCCCCCUGGAAGAGAAGAUCAUGCCUCAGUGGUUCCAGGAGCUUGGAUAUCGCACUCACAUGGUUGGCAAGUGGCACCUGGGUUUUUAUGCUGAAGAAUUCACACCCUUAUAUCGGGGUUUUGAGAGCCACUUUGGCUAUCUGUUAGGUCAUGGAGACUACUUUGACCAUAUGGCUGAAUGCACUCCAGCAUAUUGGGGUUUAGAUUGGCGUCGGAACUUGGACCUACUUCGUAAUGAGACCAAUCUGUAUUCCACUGAUCUCUUCACUGCCGAGGCUGUCAACAUUAUCCGCAACCACAACACUUCUGAGCCGUUAUAUCUAUACCUCCCGCACCAAGCUGUACACAGUGGAAAUACGGGUGGCGACCCACUUCAGGCUCCCCAGCACUAUGUAGACCGAUUUCCGCACAUCAACAACUACCACAGGAGACUGUUCGCAGGUAUGGUCGCUGCCCUGGACGACUCGGUGGGUGCGGUGGUGAAGACACUGAAAGAUCAAGGGAUGUACGACAACACCGUUAUCAUGUUUACCACUGAUAAUGGGGGGCCGGCUAAUGGGUUUGAUGCCAAUGCAGCCAACAAUUUCCCUCUCAGAGGUAUGAAAGUCACACAGUGGGAAGGCGGAGUUCGGGGGACUGGUUUCAUCUCAUCUCCACUACUAAACCAGUCUGGUUACGUGUCCAACCACAUGUUACACGUUUGUGACUGGUUACCAACAUUGUACACGGCUGCGGGUGGGGACGCCUCAGUUAUGAAGAAUCUUGAUGGGCAGAGUGAGUGGGACUCUCUUACCAAUAACAAAGCUGGGAAACGUCAGGAGAUUCUCCAUAAUAUUGACCCCUCAGGUAAAGGUCAAAUGGGACUACGUGUUGGGGAUUAUAAGAUUGUGGUUGGUGAUAUUGGGAUGGCCUUGAGUGAUUGGUAUCCACCAUGGGCUAAGCCGUCAGAUAGUGAAAUGCUGCAUGCAAAUAACUCUGCUGCAUUUAAAAUGUUUGGAGGUAAAAAUGGUAUUACUGAAAAUGAAUCUCCCAUUGAAAAAAGACUUCAACAAAAUUUGAAGCACUUUGAACAUGCAGUGGCAGAAAAUAUGGGCAUGGGUGGCGAUUUUGAUUUUGAAAUACUUGAAUCUAACAUUGAUAGUAAUAUUGAAAGUGAACUAAAGUUUGAAACUUACAGGAUGGAUUUUAAAGGUCUGCAGUCUAAAAUCUUUAAGAAACCACUCAAAAACACAAUGAAAUCCUACUAUCAUAAAAAUCAUCCAGUCAAAGUUGAGUGCGGACGAAAACCAUUCAACGCCUCAACAAACUGCGAUCCACGAGUCUCUCCAUGUUUGUUCAACAUCGCUAAUGAUCCAUGUGAGUACAACAACAUUGCUGUGGACAACAAGGACAUGGUUAUCCAGCUGUUGUUGCAACUUCAGCAGUACGAGGACACGAUGGUGCCGCCACUGAAUACGCCCGUCGAUCCCGCAGGAAAUCCAAAAUAUCAUGACGGUGCCUGGGUGCCUUGGGUGAAAUUGUAGACUUUCCUUUGUUUUUUAUAAUAUAUUCUUUUAUGUGAUGUAUGAUAUAAUGAUACAUUAUAUUGAUUUAUAUAAAAGAGAUACUGAAUGAAGUCUGUGACAUUGAUAAUUUUUCUACAUGUAUACAUUUUUACAACUGCAUAUUUGGGGCUUGAUCUGUUUAUUAAUUUUACAGCUUUACUCAUUGUGUUUUUGUGCAAUACUCUUUACAGUAUGAUGAUUACUUUGUAUUGUUUUGGGGGCUUUUAAAAAUUCCCCAGAAAGGCAAAAUAUUGAAGUUUUAUAGGAGAUUUUUUUUCCUUUAAAAAUUAUAAAAAAAACGUCAGAAGGUAGACUGUCCAAUUUCAAAGUGCCUUUCUGUAGUGGGUUGUACUCUUUUACAUUAAUAGUUUGCAUAUAUUAGUGUUACAAGAGGGUUGAAUUAGGUCAGAUGUUGAAGUGAAUUAGUGGCAUAAACAGUGAUUAUGCUAUAUACAAUAUUUUAAGUAAUCUUUGCAAUGAGAAAAUUAUUAUCACACUUAUAAAUAUUCAGUUAUUGUUUUAGAGAUUACACUAGAUAAAUAUUCAUGUUCUCCCGCCAAAAUGUUGAAUACAGAUUUUGUAAAAGAAUUAAAUAUACAAUGUAUUCAAAAUUCUUUUAUCAUAUCAAAUAUUCCAUCAGUCCAUGUUCUUCACAAAGCAUCACAGCAGGUACAUUGUAUAGUACAAUUCUGAUAUUAAGUUUUUACAGCAUGUUUUAAAUAUUCUUAUUUUCUUCUCAUUUGUUAAUAAAUAAAUUAUUUGUACAUUUAAUUUGAUUACUCUUUUCUCUAUUAAAACAAAUGUGUUUCUCAUUUUGAUUUUGUUAUCAGUAUUUACUAUUUAGGCCAAUUAAUACUGAAUAAAGUGUAUUAGGACCAGAUUUAUUAUUAAUUCCAGCGAUAAAAGCUUAUGUGCAUAAUUAUUUAUGUAACUGAAAUGAACUUAACAUUUCUAGUCAUGACAGCAUUUUCCUAUAUUUUACUCGUGUAUCUUUUACAUUCCUCGUGCGAUUUUCUGUUGGUGUUGCUGCUUGUAUAUUGUUUGGUGAUGAAAAAUAUAGUGUAUACUACAGGGACCGUAUACUACAUGUAUGUAAUAAAGUUUGAUAAUAUA